GAGCCGAGAGCGCAGGCCAGCGCGCCAUGGGCUCCGGUUCGGACGUGUGGGUGGGCCCCUGGCGGCCUCACCGCCCGCGGGGCCCCAUCGCGGCGCUCUACAGCGGCCCCGGGCCCAAGUACCUGCUGCCCCCCAACACCGGUUACACCCUGCACGACCCGUCGCGCACCCGCGCCCCGGCCUUCACCUUCGGCUCGCGCCUCCCCACCGGCUCUGCCCAGUGCGGCCCAGGCCCGGGGUACCUGGUGCCACCGCACAUGACGGCGCGCGGCCUCGACUGCAGCCCCGCCUUCUCCAUCUACGGCCGCCCGCGGGCCUCCGCGACUUUCUGCACUCCGGGACCGGGCAAGUACCACCCCGAGCUGGCCGGGAACGUGGCCUACCCCAGCGCGCCCCGGUACUCCUUAGCGCCUCGGAACUGGGGCCUGCACUCGGACACGCACAUCCCAGGCCCGGCGGCCUACAAGGUGCCCACGCUCUUGGGGCCAAAGCUGAUUAGUAAAGUCUCAGCCCCGACUUACUCCAUGUACGGCCGCAGCCCCGUGGGCAGCUUCCUGGAGGACCUGAGCAAGACCCCAGGCCCCUGCGCCUACCACGUGGUGAACACGGGCGUCUACAAGCCCCGGCCGCCCCAGUUCACCAUGUUGUCGCGCACUUCACUCCCCCAAGACCACUCCCAGAAGCCAGGGCCGGCGGCCUACAAUGUGGACCAGGUACCGUGGAGUCCAGGGUCGCGGAGCCGCAAGCCCGGCGGAUGGAGCUUCGGGAUCCGGCACUCGGACUACCUGGCCCCGCUGAUGCUCGACCCCGAGAAGUGACCCGCCGCGCCCCGCAGCCUUGGUUAAAGCUUUGGGACCAAUCA
This is a messenger RNA of Suncus etruscus (white-toothed pygmy shrew), 862 nucleotides long. It is a transcript of the gene CIMAP1B, whose product is annotated as outer dense fiber of sperm tails 3B. The coding region runs from base 27 to 818 and encodes 263 amino acids. Gene Ontology annotation, cellular component: cytoskeleton. Lineage: Eukaryota; Metazoa; Chordata; Mammalia; Eulipotyphla; Soricidae. The transcript is spliced from 6 exons. The record is from RefSeq and is a predicted model, not a curated record.